AUGAGUCAGAUAUCUUCGUAUAAUAUUGGACCAGAUGUUUUUCAGCAUGGAACUAUUGGACAAUUUCUUGGUUCCAAUCUUGAAGGUGCCGGAUCAGGGUUUAUCCGAUGUGUUUAUACAGCCAAAAAUACAAAUAAUGCAACUGUGACAUUACUAUGUGAAAAGACGCAAGGAUGCUGCCAAAAUGGAUGUUGUCCUAAAGAUCAGUUUUGGAUGGCAGGUGUUUUUGUGCUGUUAGGUUUCGUUUUACUUGUCUUUAUUGUUGGAGCCUGUACAAUGAUUAUUUGCUAUUGGCGUUCUAAGAGUAACGAAAGAAAAGAGGAGAAGGAAAAUUACGAAUACAACUCUUAUGGGUCUCAGGUUGGAAUGUAUCCAACCGGUUAUCCGCCGUAUGGAACCACGGCUCCUGGUUCAAGAUUUUGA
This is a messenger RNA of Enterobius vermicularis (human pinworm), 423 nucleotides long. Lineage: Eukaryota; Metazoa; Nematoda; Chromadorea; Rhabditida; Oxyuridae. The record is from the annotation of a GenBank genome assembly.